Trichomycterus rosablanca is the source of this 3199-nucleotide messenger RNA. RefSeq names its product plakophilin 1b (gene pkp1b). Gene Ontology annotation, molecular function: cadherin binding. The record is from RefSeq and is a predicted model, not a curated record. Gene Ontology annotation, cellular component: plasma membrane; adherens junction; cytoplasm. Gene Ontology annotation, biological process: cell-cell junction assembly; cell-cell adhesion; intermediate filament bundle assembly. The transcript has 13 exons. Lineage: Eukaryota; Metazoa; Chordata; Actinopteri; Siluriformes; Trichomycteridae. The coding region runs from base 300 to 2492 and encodes 730 amino acids.
GGUAAAAUACUGCCAACAAAAAGUCAUGUUUUUAACACAUUUUGUUUAGUUUGAGAAAGAAACUGAGCAACGCUUCUGAACGAGGAGCCGUUUGGGAUUCGAUUAAUUCUGCUCGUGUUUUUGAGCCGAGUCAUUCGUUAGACUCACUGAAUCGAUUCAGAAUACACAUCACUUACAGGAAGGGAACAGGUAAACUUUAGUCAGGAGGAGGAUCAAACACGCAGCACGAUACACUCAUUCCAUUCCUCACUUCUGCUUUUUCUUUUGUCUUGACGAGACUUAAGUGUGCAGGUCCUAAAAUGGCUUUGGAACCAUUAAGAUCGACUUUAGCGACCAUGGAGGUUAGAGAGACCUCUUUAGCGUUGCCUUCUGAGGGUUCUUACCGCUCGGGACAGCAGCGCGUAUUGGAGCAGGUCAGCACCAUGAGAAGGAACAAGGGCAGCAAGUACGGCAGCAAAGGAUCCACAGGAACCCUCUCUCCUACCAGCCCGAAGAGUGACAGUGUGUUCCUGGAUUUUAAGUACUCCCAUUAUCAAAAUGGAUCGGCCCCUUUGUUUGAGAGCUCCAUGACAAACGGAGCUGUAAAAAUGAGACAGCAAAAUCAAGGGGUUAUGCAAAGAAGCGUUAGCGCCAGAUCUGCCAGCUAUCAGAGGAGCCAAAGAAGCCUGAGUGGAAGCAACAUGUUUCCUAGUAGCCCCACAACUAUAAGUCCACCCUAUAGCCCACCUGAACCUUACUUCGCUAGUACUGGUAAUCUUGGCUAUGCUGCUGUUUCUAAUAACCGCUGGACCCGGAGCAUCAAACAAGCGAAAGGUACAGAGAGGUACAGCCAGUAUCCUCUUAACAGAAAUGGCCAGAUCAUGGCAAACAACAGCAUUCAUAGAAACGGAAACAGCAGUCAGUUCUAUUCCAACCAGGCCAUUAGUAGAAGGCCUCUUUCUACCCACUCCAACCCAGAACCCAAGUUCUCCACGGUGACCAGGAGCAAGAGCGAGAUGACCGGAAUGAACGGAGAGACAGGCUCUGCCGAGAUCACAUUAGCUGAUGCGGUGAACUGGCUCAGAGUUGAUGAUAAGAAUUAUCAGUUGCGUGGUGCUUCCUUUAUUCAGCACAGCACGUUCAGUGACAACAAGGCCAAGGAGGAGGUACUAAAACUGAAUGGCAUCGAAUUCCUAAUGUCCCUUCUUAAAAGCUCCAACAUUGAAAUCCAGGAGGCGUCUGCGUCCGCCCUGCGUAACCUUGUCCUCAAACACCAAGCCAACAAAGACGAGUUGCGGCGCUUGAAUGGGGUGACCCAAGUCUCGAACUUGCUUCAGGAGUCUGACAGUCUUCAGCUUCAAAAACACUUGACCGGUCUUCUGUGGAACCUGUCCUCAGCAGAGAGCAUUCAACCCAGUCUACUACCUCAGAGUGUGCCAAUUCUCACUCGAAAAGUUCUGCAGCCAUAUGCAGCUCCCUCAGAGAUUACAGAAAAUUCUGAACUGCAAGAUGAGAUCUUCUGCUAUGCUACAGGAUGCCUACGGAAUUUAAGCUGUGGCACGAAAAACAUCAGACAAGCUUUGCGCAAAUGUGAGGGCCUUAUCGACUCGCUUGUCAAACACAUGCAGGUCUUCUUGGAUAAAGAGAGUUAUAAUGAUAAGUCUGUGGAGAACUGUGUGUGUAUUCUGCACAACCUUACCUAUCAUCUGGAUACAGAAGAAACUUACUUGUUCCACAAGAUGUUACCACAAGUUAAAGCUUUAGGUACUAAUGACACAGACAUGGGCCCCAUAGGCUGCUUCAGCAACCAGAGUCGAAAACUGCAGCAGAGUGGUGUAGACUUGUCACUGUUGGAGGAACACAACCCCAAAGGCAGCGGACUACUUAUUCAUUCACAGACACUGCAGUUAUAUCUGCAUCUGCUGAGCUCCAGCAAGAAUGGUACCACUCUGGAGGCAUGCUGUGGAGCGCUGCAUAACCUCACCGCCAAGAAGGAACCUUUGUCAGAUAUAUUUAGUCAGAUCAUCGUACAGAGGUUGAAUGGUAUGGAGCACAUCUCAACUUUGCUGAACUCAGACAACGCAAAUUUAAAGAGAGACAUCAUGACACUGGUGGGGAACCUCUCCCGACCACCAAGUGUUCACAGAACAAUAGCUCGCCAUGGUGUUUGCGGAGUCCUUGAUAACUUAAGCUCUGCCAUUUCAAGUGGUGCUAAAGAGUCACCUCAAUCUGACAGCACUAUAGCGAUGACCUGCAACACGGCAAACACCCUGCUGAUGGCAGAUCCUGAGUUGGCAGGAAAGAGUCUAAAACCCGACUUGAUCAACUCACUGACUGAGCUUAGUCAGAAAACAACCAUGCCCAAGGCACAACAGGCAGCAGCACUUCUCCUUCACAGCCUUUGGUCUGAGAAAAACAUUCAGCCUCAUCUCAAGAAGCUAAAGUUCAACAAGCAGACUUUUGUGAAUGAAACAACUUUGUCUUAUCUGAAGUCUGCUCUGGUUAUUGAAUAAGAUGACCAUCCUGCAGUUGAUAUCCAAGCUCAGCACAGGACAGCUAAAAGAUCAUCAGAAAUUAUUAAAAAAAAAACAUUCAUCAGUAGAGUUUUAGCAUGGUCUCUAAUUACUAAUGACGUCUCUGUAAAAGGCAGCCGAAGAGAAUGUAAAUGAGCUUUGGAGCAUUGAGUUUGCACAAUGAAUGAAAAGAUUGUCUUUUGCUUCAUCUUUUUGUAAUUUCUUGUUAACUUCUUUGUUGCAUAAAAGCUGCAUCAAAAUCUUGUUUGUUUUUGGUUGUUAUUUUUGUAAAACAGCACUACAUUUUGUAUGUAUUAGAAGAAUUGCAAUUUAAAAUGAAUGGAAAAUGAAUGAUGUCUGCAGACAAUCGAAGGGGAUAAAUUGCAGUUUUUUAAUAUUUUCAUUUUUAUAAAAAAUAUAUAGGGUUUUGUUUAAAUGGAAACAUGUCAUAAAGUUUUUGGUUUUGGUUCCUGCCAGCCUAUAUAAGAUAAACAUUAGGGCGAGGUGUCAAAGGACACAAUGUAUUAUGUUUUGGUUAGUCAUGUUUUUCUGAUGCAUUGCCUUUAUAAGUCAUGCUCAUGCUUUUGUGUUACCUUGCUGUUUGAAGUGGGGUGCUAUUUGUCGGUCAUUUUUUUAAAAUACACACUCAGUAUAUAUGUUUCAGUUGUAUUUUUAGCAAAAAUCUAAUAAAGCAAACAAAAAGGUUA